Molecule: messenger RNA, 1275 nt
Organism: Tetrahymena thermophila SB210
Lineage: Eukaryota; Ciliophora; Oligohymenophorea; Hymenostomatida; Tetrahymenidae
Product: protein kinase
Exons: 2
Biological process (GO): autophagosome organization; peptidyl-serine phosphorylation; autophagy
Cellular component (GO): cytoplasm; autophagosome
Molecular function (GO): protein serine/threonine kinase activity; ATP binding
Source: RefSeq, a predicted model, not a curated record
AAUAAAUAAUUUAAAUAAAGAAGAAAUACACCUAAAAAUUUAAAAAAGAGAAAGGUAAGAUAAGAAAGAAAGAAGUUAACAUAUCUCCAGUAAACGAAACAAUGAAGUUCAUUUCUAAUGAUUAUUUCAACUAAAAUAACUAAUACUUUCAGCCUAAUUAUUUCUACAACUAAAAUAUACCAAAUAAUUAGCAGUAGAACUUUUAUAAUAAUAAUAAAAAUAAUUUUUAGUUUAAUAAUUAGCAAUAAAAUAAUAAUAUUUAUCAAUAUAAUAACGGCCUUACAUCUCCUUAUGGAAAUAAUUAUAUAAAUCAACAAAACCAACCAAUAAAUUAACAAUAAUACUAAGUGAAUCAACCAUUCUACCAUUAGGAAAAACAAAACUAUUUGUAAUAAAAUAAUAUUUAAUAUCAAUAAAAUGAUAAAGAAGAAAUUAAAUUGUUUCACGAUUAUCAAAUUUAUUUGAAACACAAAUUAGGAAGCGGAUCAUAUGGAACUGUUUAUUUAUGCAAAUAUAAUAAAGAUUAAAAAUUCUAUGCAUGUAAAAUGGUUUUGAUUGGAAAUUAUAAUGAUGUUUUAUAAGAGAUGCAUGUUGCCUAAGAAGUUAAGGGUAAAUACAUUUGCGAGCUAUAUUUUGCUGGUAUGUCAUCAAACUAUUUAUACUUAAUUGCAGAAUAUUGUCCUUAGGGUACACUCAAGAAGUAUAUUCAAGAAAAAAAACCUUCAUUGUAAAGAAUUAUGAUUAUUUUUUGUUAAAUUGUUAAAGGAUACUACACAUCUCUUUACAUAGAAAAUAUAAUCCAUAGAGAUAUAAAGCUAGAUAAUAUACUAAUGAAAGAUGAUAUUCCAAAAAUAUGUGAUUUUGGAUUUGGUAAGUUUUUGGAUGAUGUAGAGUUAUCCAUUUAUCAAUCCAAAAAAUGCUCACCUCUCUAUGGUGCUCCCUAAAUCACACAUAAGGCUGAAUCCAAAUACAGUUACAAAGCUGAUAUUUAUAGUCUUGGAGUUUUACUUUACUAAAUGACUAACGAUCUAAAAAAUCCAAAUUAAAUGUAAAAUGCUCAGGAUUUACUUAAUUUCCACACUAGUAACUAAAUCAAUGGUAUAGAAAAAACCUUAAAGUUUUAUCCUUCAACGUUAAAUCAAAAUAUCAAAAAUUUAAUUUAUAGAAUGAUGAAAUAUAAUGAGGCUGAUAGGAUUUCUAUAGAGGAGCUAGUCGAAAUGACUUAACUGAUUUGCAAAAAUUAUUAAAAUUAGUCAUUAAAAUAAAUUUGAAGAA